Molecule: messenger RNA, 1023 nt
Organism: Thyridium curvatum
Lineage: Eukaryota; Fungi; Ascomycota; Sordariomycetes; Thyridiales; Thyridiaceae
Exons: 2
Coding region: 1-1023 (340 amino acids)
Biological process (GO): lipid metabolic process
Source: RefSeq, a predicted model, not a curated record
AUGGCGGUCCUCAAGACGGCGGCAGCGCGGGCGGCCAAGCUCACGCCCAGCAAGCCCUUGCUGCGGCACCAGGAGGACGUGCGGCCCCUCGUCUGCACGGCGCUGUUCUUCGCCGUCUUCGUGUACGCCUGGCACAGCUUCGCGUCGCCCUGGAGCGGCGGCCUGCUGUCGUGGGCGACCUGGCUCGCGCUGUUCCAGCUGUCCUUCAUGGGCGCCGUGGCGACGCACAACGCCGUCCACCUGCCCGUCUUCUUCGACAAGAGCCUCAACAGCUUCUACCAGGUCUGCCUGUCGCUGCAGUACGGCGGCUCCGUGUCCGUCUUCGUGCCGGGCCACAACCUGUCGCACCACAAGUACCCGCAGCAGGCCAGAGACGUCAUGCGCACCACCAAAGUCCGGUACAGCUGGAACCUGCUGAAUGGCCUCCUGUUCUUCUGGCACGUGGUGCUCUCGGGCAACAGGGACGACAAGCUCUACUUUGCCGCGCAGGCCCGCCUCGGCCGCCCCAUCGCCCGCCAGCGCCGGCUCGAGGAGGCCGCCGUCUUCGGCGCCGCCGCCGUGCUGCUGCUGCUCGACUGGCGCCGCUGGGCCUGGUACGCCCUGCUGCCGCAGUUCUACGCAAAGUACUGCAUCCUGUCGCUCAACCUGCUGCAGCACGACGGCUGCGACAUCACCUCCAAGUACAACUUUGCCCGCAACUUCACCGACCCUGUCCUCAACUACCUGUGCUUCAACAACGGCUACCACACCGUGCACCACCUCUACCCGGGCCUGCACUGGUCCGUGCUGCCGCGCAAGCACCGCGAGCUCGUGGGCCCGCACAUCGCCCCCAGCCUCGAGGACCCCAGCAUCCUCGGCUACAUGUGGCGCAGCUUCGUCUGGCCCGGCCUGCGCCUCGACUACCGCGGCCGCCCGCUCGUCAUCACCAAGGAGGAGACCGAGAUGCGCGACGAGCCCUGGUUCUACGACGACAAGGAGACCUACUCCAAGACAACCGAGUACCUGCCCGACGGGAUGGAGUAG